Molecule: messenger RNA, 204 nt
Organism: Racocetra persica
Lineage: Eukaryota; Fungi; Glomeromycota; Glomeromycetes; Diversisporales; Gigasporaceae
Source: the annotation of a GenBank genome assembly
AUGGCCCGUAUUUCAGUUCUGGAUUGGGUUCCGUAUAGCCCAGAUUUGAACCCAAUUGAACAUCUAUGGGAUUAUGUUGAUUGUCAAGCUGUGCAAGAAGAAUGGGCAAAAAUUCCUUUAGAAGUCUUACAUAAUCUAAUUUUAAGUAUGUUUGCCCAAGUUAAAGCUAUUCUUAAAGCUAAAGACUGGCAUUUCAAAUACUAG